Molecule: messenger RNA, 25507 nt
Organism: Xyrichtys novacula (pearly razorfish)
Lineage: Eukaryota; Metazoa; Chordata; Actinopteri; Labriformes; Labridae
Source: the annotation of a GenBank genome assembly
GGACAUAGUAUGGGGCUCCCCACGGCUUGUCCUGCUAUUUAUACUCCCGGCUUAAUACGGAGCGCCGUCUACAGCUGCCGCUGUGGCUACAUUUGGAGCGACAACCCGCGUGGGGAGGGACCGGCGGUCCGGGGCAGGGCUGAGGUGACUCGUGUGUCCACUUUCCACGGCGUGCAGUAAGUACACAUUUGACUCUAUUCUACUUUCAUUGCUUUAAAUUUGCUGUAAAAUAAAUAAAUUGAGCGUCGACUAGCUGCCACAAGGUCAUGAAUAUACUUUUAUCUUUCGUACUCAUUCGAAGUUUUGUCUAACCAACUGCAUGUUAGAUAUAGAGGUCAUGGUGUUAAGUUACGCUGCAAAGGCUUCCAUGUAGUGUCGUCGAAAAAUUCUCCGAAGCUUGUAGGACUUUGGAUGCAACAGCAGGUUUUACGCACAGAUUACGCACGAAUUAUGCGUAAAAAAAACAAAAAAGCUUAAAUGUCAAACAAUGCGUUUUGAUUCUGACUGAAAAUAUAAUAUGAAUUUGAUUACUUAUUAAUUUAUGUUUACAUUAAUAUAUUUAAAGAUCAGCCCAUUACUAAGUACUUUUGAAUGUGUUUCUUCUUCCUCAAUAAGACAGUGCCUUCAAAUAAAGGGAAUUAUAGCGACCGCUCUUCAUCUGUGCUCAAUCUAAUAUGAAUUUAAUCUUGCCGUAUAUGUGCAAUGUUUAAAAUGCCAUUUGAGUAGCUGUUAAUGUGCUACAUCCCUAGUAAAUGGAUCAUAUAGGUUGCAUUACAGAGGAAUCUCUGUAGUCAUGUGCUGUAAAUGUAGCUAUCAGAUGUAUGCAAAGCAGUGUCUGCAGCUUCUCAUGUCAAUUUCUCAUAUUCAUCCCUGUCCUUUUGGUUGGAGGUGUAUGGUUGCUUAACCUGCAUAUGCAUGUGUGAUGCAGUCAUAUAUGCCACUUAUUUAUUGUGUUUAAAACUGAAGGAGGUCGACCAACCAGUAUAGACCUUAUGGCAGGCGUAUCACAAGCCUGGUAUGGUCUACAGAGAACUAGUGGGAAGCCCACACAGGUAAAUAUGCAGUGUGGGAUUUCAGUUAUGAUCCUCAGCUCAGCAUAAAAGGCCUCCUGUUAAACCCUCUAAACAUUUUUAUUUGAAUUCAUGAGGUUUCCUUUCCUAUAUGGGUAAAGAAAGACUCCUGUGUGCUCAUCCAGCAACUUUAUAUCCAAGCAGGUGUUAACUACUUGUUGCUGGAUUUGAAGCCCAUGAUCCAUGUUGAGCCUGGAUGGCAUUCUCUCCUCUGAUUGACAAAUCCUCCAGCUUGUCACAUGAUUUUUUUUUGCUCUUUAAACAAGUGCGGCGGCUCCCUGCUCUUCCUCAUGUUCCCCCAGCAAAAACAGAAAAUAGCAUGGCGUCAGCGAGACUGGGGAUGCUCACUCUUUGGGUCUGGACAGAGUGAUGAAUUCUGCUCCGGGUGGCUGAAUGUUUGUGUUUAAAGCAAAUGUAGGCCUAUGUGUUUUGGUGUGCAAACACUGAAGCCUGUUGUUGAGCCUGUUGCCUCUUGUCAGGGAUCACUGAAUCUAAAUGUUAUGCUUUUCAGUGCCCUCAGAGACAUCAGUAUUUCUGAGCUCCUCUCUACACAUGCCUGUCAAAGUGCUGUUAUUAGAGCAUGUUUGUCUAGAAGUUCAAUCUCAUUGUAAAUCUUUGUGUUUCUAUCAGCCUUUGAGAACAGAAAAAUUGGCAGAACCACUUUUUUUUCUAAAAAGUUGCAUCUUUUACUUUGUGACCUCUGUUGCCAUCAGCAGCUUUCAGCCCUGCAGCAGAUCUCUCUGCUGCACUAAGUCCUCAGCUCAUGUCUCUUUGUUCUGCCUCCAUUGUGCUUCCUGCAGUAGGAAUGCUGACAGCCACAAUUUUGGACGGCACACAGACACACGUGCAAACACUCAUCUAUGUUUGUACGUAUUUGUCAGUUCACAGUCAGUCAUUUGUGAACGUCACUGAUCGCCACCUGCUGUCUUUAGGUGCAAAUUGUGUCAUAUCAGAUCUAUAUUUAUACAUGGUCUCACUGCUCUAUCAUUGUUUGUGCUGUUUUGUUCACAUCUAGGCAACCAUUGAACCAACUGGGACUCAUUUGGUUUAUUUAUGAGUCCAGGUCAAAAUUAGAAACCAAACCUUUUUUAAUUGUGUCUCUAAUUGGAUGAAUAAAAGUUUGUUGAACAGCAUUUGAAUAAGAAACCUGUGACAGCAAAAAAGAGCAGCAGGUCUGCAAAUUCUGUGCCACCUAGACCUGGAUCCGGAGAGGAUCUAGGUGAGGUGUUAUGUUUCAGUGCAAGGAGAGAUUCCUGCAUGGCACUGCAGGCUGGUGAGGGUCAUCUUACAUGAACUCAAACAGGAGGAGAGAGGGGACUGGAAUGAAGGAUGCACUUUGAGAUGGAUUACUAAGCUCUAUAAUGAAGGCAGGACCUAAUCACUGACGUUAAUCUAUGUUUCUUUCCUUUUUGUUUCUUCCUCUUUCAGCAGUGAUGUCUCACCCACUGAAGGACUCAUCAUUCAGCCAUAACUGAAAGCUGUCCGCAGGUUAAGACUCCAGGUCCGAUGGAUCUCAAGUUCUCUGAGAGAAAGUUUGGCCCAAGUGUUUUGUCUUAAAAGUGGUAGAAGAACAACAUCUCUGCCGUUUGGUCCCGAGGAGAUCCAACUGUACUCUUCUGAGGGAGAAUGGACGCCACAGAGAACCCAAGCCUGGAGCCCAGAUCAGAGCGUAUUGCCCGCUAUAAAGCCGAGAGGAGGCGAGAACUGGCGGAGCGCUUCGGUAACCUGGAGGAGCUUCCUUCCAAAUGGGUUAGAAGAGAUGGGAAGGAGGUGCCUGAUCUGGGUAGCCGAGCCCACAGAGGGACUCUGAACUCAGAUGGGCUCAGUGAGCGAAUGAACGGCAGGACGCGAGGGGUUACAAAUGGACUGGAAGUGGACAACACUGAGUCUAACCACGUGAGAAGGUGAGUCAUGUCUGCAGUGAUGUGAACCUGUGACAGUAGAGUCAUGCAGAAAUCACAGGCUUCACAUGGAGCCGCUUCAAAUCCCAAAAUGAUAUAUGAACUCCUCUGCAGUUUCAGACAGAGAUAAGAGUCUCUGUCCGCAAAAUAUGAGAACACGGCAACAACACAAAAUCUGCAUUUUAAACUCCAAGAGUCUUUUGGUGAGCCCCUUAGGACACAGACACAGUCUGUGGGUCCAGAAUAUGUCCUUGAGCUUAAUUUAUCCAAACAUAAAAAGCAACAUGCCCUCUGCCCAGACUCAGUGACACCUGUCUUUGCUUCAACUCUUUCCAAAGUAGCAGUGAUACAAACUGUAGGUGUUGAGAAGAAAUAGGGUUACAGUUAGGGCUGGUUGAUAAAACGAUAAUGAUAUACAUCUAAAAUUAAUUUCCGUUGAUAUCGAUAUGAAAAAAAAGUCAGUAUGCUCUUUGAUAGUCGGCAUUCUGCCAUGUUUUGGUAGACUAUAUGAAUAGACAAUGAAAAGGGGAGUUGCUCUGGGUCUGCUUCGCGCUUAACUAAUCAUGUGCUGAAUUAGUACCAAGUAGGAAACAACUGCGUAGUAGCAGGCUGCAGCUACAUGCAACCAUAACACUUUAACAUGUGAAGCUGACAGCACUGUCGUUGACAAAAAAAGAAAAUGAGCAUUACCCCAAAGACCGCAAAGAUGUAGAUGAAGGCUUAACAGAUGAUGACAUCGUCAACAACACUGGUAUUUAAACGUCGGUGGUGUGGAGGUAUUUUGUAAUGGUAAUGUGCACUGCAAAUUAUGUCGAGUACAUGUUCUCGCAAAGUCGGGGAAUACCUCAAAUCUUUUUCACCACCUGAAGCAGUGCCACGCGGCAGUGCCAGCUUAUUGUAUUGAAAAAGACAAUAGUUAAACUGUUAAAUUUCAUUAAAGAAUAACAGGGAAAAUUUAAGAUUGACAAGUGAUUUUUUUAUAUCGUGAUAUAUAUCGAUUUCAACUGAUAUUGAAAAAAAAAUAUUGUGAUAAACUUUUUCCAUAUCACCCAGCCCUAGGUACACUUUAUAUGAACCCCCUUUUAUUAUGCAUAAUAAUUUAUAAAGCCUUAUGCCUAAAGAGGCCAUUACAGAGAGCAUUAUCAAAAUGCACCAUGCUCAGUGAUUAUAACACUUCAUAAACAGUGCUGUAAGCUGUCAUGAGUGCUUAUUAUCACUCAUCAGGAUUCUUAUAAAACCUUGUUAUCAGAUCAUUGACUUGAUCAAUAGCUCUGCAGUCUUCUGUGGCCUCCAGCAGGGAUUCAGUCUGACUCUCAUGCUCUUGAUGUUGUUUCUCCUGGAAACGCACAGACGCUGUAAAUCAGAGCUACACACUUACUUAGCUGCCCUGGAUAGAAAGGUUCAACAUCUUUUUUCCCGUUCCUUUACCUCCCGCUACCUCACCUCCCUCCCCCUCCAGGCAGGGUCCCCAACACUCUGCCAGCAUGCUGAGUGGGGAGGGGUGCCCCGUCCCUCUCGGACCCGAUGCCCCGCAGCUCCACACUCGGGUGUCUGUGGGCCGAUUGAGGAGUUCCCUCCUGCAGCAGACGGAGAGCGGAGUGCAGCCUGAGAAAGUGUAUGAUCACCUGCAUGUGUGUGUGAUCCAGCUCUGUAGCUCUCUGAUCAUAUCUUUCCUGACUCUAAUAUCUGCGUUCCUGUCUUCCUCCUCUUCUCUAGCUUUCCUGAUGAUGGACGCACCACCUCCUCUCUGGAUCUGGCCUCUGAUGGAGGCUGGAGACGUACCCGACGAUACCUUCCUGGUGGAACAGGUGGUGGCCGCAAGACCAGCGAGCGCUUCAGGACACAGCCGAUCACAGCCAAUGAGAUGGAGGAAAGCAGCGGGUAAGGCCUGUGCACUGUCCUCAUAAAAGAUAAAGUCAGACCUUCAUGGCUGCUUUGGUCUGCAUGUGUUGAACCUCCUUUAUGAUCUUUGCCCAGCAUGCAAAUAUGUCACAGUAUCUUGAUGGCUUGAAGCACAAAGGCAUGAACUGUGAGCUCAUCACAGGAUCUGAAAGAGAACACACAGCGGCCAAGGAUUCAAGCUGACAUCACCUCCCUGUUAGUGUUUCACUCGCUGAUCUCAUGCUUUGCCUCUGUUCUUUCUUUUAGGCUGGUGGAGGCAGAGGAAGAAGACAACUUUAAAGGUAAACUUUAUUAAAAUAAAAGCUCAACCUCAUAUUGUAUGAAAGAUAUUAAAGGGCUACAGAGAGAACGUAAACAGUGGCAAAAAAUGCUUCCAAUUAGGACUGGGCGAUAUGGGAAAAAGUUUAUCACAAUAUAUUUUUUUCAUAUCAGUUGUUAAAGAUAUAUCACGAUAUAAGAAAAUCACUUGUCAAUCUUGAAUGUUCUGUUACUCUUAAAUGAAAUUUAACAGUGCUUAUUGGUAGCAUGUCUUUUGUAAUACAAUAAGCUACUGCAUCUGUGAGGUCUUUGUGUCUCUAAGAUGUUUUGUCAUAAGGCGUUGUGCUAGAGAAAGCGGACUGAAUGGUCGGCUAUUUCGUCUGCACAGGCGCCAUGGGCUCCUUGCUCCGCUCGGGGUUGUAAACUUUUGCAUUGCGUGUGCUCUGCCGUGUGGCACUGCUUCAGGUGGUAAAUGAGAUUUGACGUAUACUGACUUUGCGAGAACAUAUACUCAGCAUAAUUUGCAGCGCACAUUACUCUGCCUCAUGUCCGACCUCAAACAAAACAAAAUACCUCCACAUCACCGACGUUUUCAUGCCAAUGUUGUCGACAAUGUCGUCAUCUGUUGAGCCUUAGUCUGCAUUUCUGCCGGGGGUAGCACUCAUUUUCUUUUUUCUCAUUGACAGUGCUGUUGGCUUCACGUGUUAAAUUGCUAUGGUUGCAUGUAGCUGCAGUUUGCUACUACGCAGUUGUUUGCUACUAAGUUCUAAUUCAGCACAUGAUUGGUUCAGCGUGAAGUGGACCUGGAGCAACUCCCCUUUUCAUUGGCUAUUCAUGUAGUCCACCAAAACAUGGCAGAAUGCCGAUAAUAAAAAUGCAUAUUGAACAUGUUUCAUAUUGAAAUUAAGGGAAAAUAAUUUUUGAUAUAUAAUUAUCAUUUUAUCACCCAGCCCUACUUCUAAUACAACUAUAUGGUUCCAACUUGCAGAGUUACUUACUUGAUAGCUCAUGAAAUCAACCAAGUUAUAAUUUGCAGCUCAUAAUGUCUGAUCCUUUCUGUGAUGACAGCUUUAAGUUGCUGGAGUAGUUCACCUCUUAACCUCACCAUAAAAAGAUUACAAGCAGAUCGACUUUCAGGAAUUCACAUCACAACUGUGCAGAAAAGGAUGUAAGUCUGUAGAUUUGAUGGUGUUUUAGAGGCACCAGAAUUUGUUACAACCCAAGUUAUGGGUUCAGGUCAGAAGUAUCGAAGCAUGAUUAGUCUUAAAUACGACCUGUUAAAGCCCAAGUCUGGUGGUGCAUCUUCUAAAAACCAGAGAAAUCAGGUUAAUACCAUGUGAGAUCGCUCAGCCUGUCAUUAAAGAGACGCUCUCAGUCAUCAGGCGCUUUUUGACCACAGGAACUUUCCCCAGCAUCUAGGACCUCUUGGCCUGAUUUGCAUUAUUUAACCAGUGCUUUUAGCCCUGGUGAAACAAAGACCAAAGUGUGUCACAGGAACCCUUUGAGUCCCUCGAUCUAAAAGUUUAAGGUCAAAAAGCACAUAAAGUGUCAUAAUUGGAUACUUUCUUUCUCUCUGUGCUUGCUGGACAGAAACCUGAGGAGCAGAGCAGUGUGUUGGUACAUCUGUGCCCCGAUGGUGGGCGUCUCCUGGUUUUGUUUAUCUGUGCCUGCAGCACAGAUAAACCAAUUAGGAGAUCCUUAUACAGUGACAUCAUUUCAAUAAGCCUGGUGGAGAUCCUGUAAAGAUCUGACGAUAUUUUAAGCAUCAUUACAUCGUAUUUAUGUCAAUUAAAGCUCCAUCCUUAAAAUCCUACUGGCGCUUUAGUAAUUCAUUUUUAAUACUGAAGCAUCACUGUGUUUGACAGUGUUGAGAUUGAAAGUGGCCGAUGACAUGUCAUUCUGUCAAUUUUGACCUUUACAACACACUUUGCACGGAUGACCUGAUGCUGUCACUGAGGAGUUAUCAGUAGAUGGUUGACACAAGCACAUUUAUGUGCUGUAUGUGAUGACACAAGAUCGUGUUUUACCAGUUAUCAAUCACUAUUAAUAUUUAUCCAUCAGCGAAGGCCAAGUCACUUUCAUGCUAUCACAAAGGUAUAAAACAACAAUACACACAUAAAGCACAUUAGUAUAUUGCGUUGCAUGCCACUGGCCACUUUUUCGCUCACUGUUUGCAUCUUUCUGGUCUAGUUUACCUCUUUAAAUGUGGAUUAGACUUUAUAUCCUCUACACAGAGAAGACUGUCAGAUGAUUUGCCCCAAUAAUUCUGACUAAAAGCUAUUUUUUGCACCCCUCUCUAAUCCCUCCUUUCUAAGAAUAUUGGAUAUUAUUGAAUUUUUGUUUAAGUAGUUCACUUGUAAAGCUUUAGGGAAUUACCUACAACACACGUCCAAAGUAUCACUGAUACUGCUUUUGAAUUAUUGUUUCAUAAGUUCAUCAUGUGUCCUGUUAUUAAUGUAAAAUCCUCAUGUUAUCUUUCAGGACGACUGAACCAAAGUAAAAUAUUUCUUGUCUUUGAUGAUAAAUUUAGCAGAAACUGUUAUGUUUAUUUGCUCUCCCUGCUGACAUAAUAAAUAAUUACGUUUUUUUAUUUCACAGCUGACGUGAAAACAGAUGACAGAGCCAAAAUGAGUGUGGCAGCCAAGAUGUCUUUGUUCAAAGUGAGUCUAUGUUGGUCUUGGCACUGAAACUGGAUCCUUACUGCUGUUCAUGACCUGAUUCUUCACUCUGUUGUGUGCCGUCUGUCCCAGUGCCUGAUGCUAAAAAUGAUCCAAACUGUAGAAGUAAGUCUGUGGGUGUUCCCAAAUUGAUACUGAUGAGAAUUUUACUGAACUGACUCCUGAAGGAAGUAAGAUGAAAUAUAAUGUCAAAGCACUUAAAGCAUCAAAGUUAAGCCAUUUAACUACGCUGCAUAUUGCCUGGAGUUGAUGUCCUACAAAAAAAAAAAAUAUAUAUAUAUAUAAAUGUCACAUUUGGUGAGCUUAAAAACUUUUUUUUUUAUGCUCUUGAAGAAAUGUGUUUUUUUUUUUCUAAACUCUAAAAGUAAGAGUCAAUUAUGUAACCCUAACAAUUAUUUAUUAACAACUAUCUUAUCUCCUAAAGUUUCCAAGAAGUUGGCAUUACUGUUUUAGAGACGACAAAGUUUGCGUUCUGUUUUUCUCAGAGCCUGGCAACUACCAACAACACAGGACUCACUGCAUUCAAACCUGAUCUCAGUGCUAUAAUAAAGGCGGUGUAAGCCCCCUGUAGUAUUAAUAAGUAGGUGGGUUUUGUUACCCUCUUUCCUGAUCCAUUUUGAGCCCGGGGCCUUCUCCUCUCUUGUUUUAUCCGUUUUCAUUCCCGAUUUCUGCUACAGGAUAUUUGCCUUUUUAUCAUCUUGAGUAUGAAUACCAGUGUAAAAUAUUUUCUCAUAUUUUGUCAUCAAAUAGUUCACACACUUAUAAUUUUAACCUAAACUAUCAAGGAGAUUGUUUCCAACCAAGAAACCUUUUUGCAGAUGAAGUCCACAUUGGGCCGCAACCUGCACAUAAAAGAUACAAUAAAAGUUAUACAAAGUGCCUAAACAUGGAGUUGGACCAAAACAAAUCAGAAUCAGAAUUGCUUUAUUGAUCACAAACUUGGAAAUUAUGGUGUUACAGCAGCUUUUUCCUAGUGAGCCAAAACAAUAUAGGAAUAUAAGAAAGACACAAACUGCAGAAAUGCAUGUUGUGGUAAAGGCUUUUGGAGUGAGUCUAAACAAAUUCACAAAAUUGUAGGUUUGUUAUGAGAAGUAUUGUCCAAAAAUAGACUUCUGACACUAUCAUCAAUCAGUUUAUCAGGAAAAGCAAAAAAUGCAAAAUUUAAGCAUAAAGUUUUCAUUGGACGAAGAGAUAUGAGGGAUCAAAAUCUGGAUUUGAGUCUAAAGUCUUACCAGAAUAUGCACUGUGCUACUUUCCAUGAAAAAACAAUAGAGCCCUGUGCCUCUGAUAAACUAAUACUAUUUAAUGAUUAUCAGUCAUUUGGAAAUAUUGAACAGCUAAAGCUCAGUCACCUCAGCUGCUCACCUUUCAGUCCCAUGAUGAAGCAGUGCUGAGCCUGCUGAACACAAACCUAAUCAUGUUGAGGGGUAUGAAUGGUGAAACAGGUGCUGUCCUGGAUCCAUGCUUCAGUGCGUCUGUUUGGACUCUAUAUAAAGUGUUGGUGACACUCGUCUAAAUCAGCCUGUUUGGUCUUUGUUUCUCUUGAGGGGCUAAAAUCACAUGCUGGGUUUUCUCCUCAACAGCUUCAUUUGCACAGUUUGAAGCAUCAGGUGAAGACAUAGCAGUUACUGUAUAACCAUUAGCAACCACAGCAGCACUGUUAUAAUUAGCCUGCUGCUGCGCGGAGGCAGGCGGAGGUAACUGAAGCCUUCAGGGCUCUGGUUUCACUCUGACCUGUCGGGCUGCCAUUUCUAUCUGCUUUAUUCACCCGCCAUCUGACCUGCCUCCCCCCUCUCCCUUCCUCCCUCCAUCUGUCCAUACAAAUAGAACAGGAGAGGGACUUUUCACAGCCAUUUUUGUGCUCCCCUUUAUUACUUAUUAAGGCUGUUAAAUAAGGCUGCGAUCUGACCUGAAUGCCGGGGUCUCACCUGUGGAAAAAAAAAGAGAGACCACUGUCCCAUGUCAUUAACACAUUGUUCGCCUCCUUUUUAGGAGCUGGAGAAGUCUGCGACCCCGGAGACUUCAGCCUUUCUGAAGCCUCGCCAAGGCAGUGUGGGUCAUGAGCGCAGAGUGCGGCGUGGCAAUGACCAUCGCUUUAUGACUCAGCCAAUCACCUGUGAGGAAAUGGUGGCUAUUAGGUGGGGAUGCUUGAUUUGAGAAUCUAAUGAUAGCUUUCAAAAAUACAAAACGCACAUCUUCAUAAAUACGGCUCAUUUUUUAAAAGAACAAAGCACUCAAGUAAUCACCAUAAGCUACUACUGUCAGCAGAUGAUGGAUAAAGAUUUUGGUCUUUGUAAGCAAGUCAAUAAAUGUGAUGUAUGUUGAUAUCGGUGUUUUAUGUACUCAAAUGUUUCCCUUUAGUGCCCCAAAUCCAGCUCCGCCAGUAGAGUCCCAGUCUGUGCAGGCAGAGUCUCAGGAGGACGGUGAUGAGAGCUGUAAGCUGAGCAUGAGUGAGAAGCUUGCCCUCUUCAACAAACUAUCCCUACCAGGGAGGCAGUCGGGUGGCCCUGUUGACGGGCCCCCGGAGAGACGAAGACAGAAGGGGGCUCGGUACCGCACACAGCCCAUCACUGUGGAGGAGGUCAGCCUGGUGAGGAAGACGACGCCAAAACAGACAAUCUAUGAAUCAGCUUACAUGUUUGAUACACUCAAAAUAUCAGUGUGUUUGACAGAUGGUUAUAAAAUAUGAGCCCUGAUUGGAUCUGAUUGGAUGAGGUGACACUGUGCCUCUUUAAAUGAUUUUGUGUCUUUUAUUAUUUAGCUCCAGAAAGGCCCCGUUCAGCUCCCUGUCUUCACUAUAUCCCCUCAUCUACACGACAGACAGCAGGCCUCGUCUGUCAACCUAAAGCCCAGUGAGCUGCGCCUCUCUCAGCCAAGACUAGACGCCGGCCGUAUGCCUUCAGACCCCACUCAGCCGGGCCUGCAGCGCUACGACUCAGAACCUGGCUUGAGAGGAAUCUUGAAGAAGAGCUGCAGGACAGAGGGCCUUCGAACAGAUGCAGCGCUUCGACAUGAACACAACGGUGGAGGCUGUGAUGAGACAGAGACACAGGAGAGGGUGGCGAGCACAGACCUGCAGGAAAUCCCCAUACCACCACGGAGAGAGAGACGAGCGGCUUCAGGCGGAGAGUCUGCAGCUCCUUGGAGGCAGAGGGCUCGAAACAGGAGGGAAACUAUCGCCUGUGCACCUAUCACAGUGCUGUCAGAGCAGGACGGUCCUCAGGAGGAGCAGCUGGUUCCAUCUGUGGGAAACAACACAGAGACAAAUGGCCGGGUUCAGUAAGUACCUGGACUCGAGCUUUUUAAGCUCAUUACAUUCUUCAUUCAUUCUUUAAUUUCUCUUUUGUAUUUAUCACUGCUGUAAAUUUUGAAACUUCCCUUUGUGGGACGAAUAAAGGAAUAUCUUAUCCUAUCGUACAUUCAGCUGGAUAUAUCUCUUCUUUCUCAACUUUCCAGUAUGUUUUAAUAUUUUAACAGAAUGCAUCAAAAAGAAGAGGAAAGCAUCAAGAAGUUGGAUAAAGACACUGCAGCUGUGGGACAUGUUCAGGUGACACCGGGGGACAACACCGUGAUACUGCAGGAAACGACAGACAGCAGCAGACGUGAGGUAAGAAACUACAUUGAUUCAAACUGAGGGGGAAUGACAGUUUCAGAAAAGCUGCUGCUUCUGUUUGUAAAGAGACAGCUCUUCUUAAUCGUCACAGCUUUACCCCUCUGUAAUCUCGAGCUCAGUUUAGAACCACUGAGUUUUCGACUUUCAGCAGAGACGGACAAAGUUGAGCAGUCAGUGGAGGGUUAGCAGAGCAGCACUCAGGGAAUAUAAAUCACUGUUUGACUCUUCAAGGCAACCAUUUUUCAUCUAUAUUAGAAUUUUGUGCUUUGGAUUGAAACAGAUGCACAAGGAAGAUUGUCCUUUCUAUUAAAAAGAGGAAAAGUGUCCAGAGUAAUAGAGCUUCACAUGCAGCAGCUCUCAAACAGCUUGGUUUUGCAGCGUGGGCUUCAAAAAGGCAUGACUAGGAAUGUAAAAUGGUGCUUUGUGUGACUUCAGGGGCUCCACAAAAACUGCUUUUAGAGUUUUGAUGUUAAUAUUAAGACAUUAAAAUUUUAAAUCAACAAAAAAAGUUAUCGUUUCUACCUUUCAGUUAUCAGAAACCAGGUGCUGCCUUCAACUUACAGUCAUAGGCAUGAAUGGUGUUCUGCUGCUACUGUUUCUAUUGCUUUACAUUAACAUUAACAUAAACACAAACAAACUCGCUGUAAUUGUAAAGGCAAGGUCCACACUUAUGCUGCAUAUAAAAUUAAAGGUUGUGACAUGUUUUUGACUUUGUUUCUACACUUUUUAAAAUCCUCUGUCAUCCUGAGAAAAUGACAAAAAAAUUAUAAAAUUUGAAAAAAACUCCACCUAUAUUAAAAUACUGCAUAGACUUUUAAAAAAGAUUAUAUAUUUCCAUCUGAAUCCCCUCAAAAAGUGGUGCUCUGGUCCCGGGAAGACUACAUUUACAGUCGACAGGUGGUUGGGUUCGCUCUGCUGCUGUGUCUUAAUCAAGGAGGAGAGGAGGGAUGUGAUGGAUGGAUCGGUGUAUUUGUCAUUCCUGAGAAACUGGAUAUCCAGUAUCUCUUAGCAACAGCUCUCUGGACUUGUUGGGUGGUAAAUAUUUUGAGAUCAGACUUGAGUUACGGGGAAUACAUCCAUAUUUGUUUUUAUUUACUGAGGUGACGUGGACUGUCUCAGAACAACAUGAGGAAUGUAAACAGACAGUUAUUUUACUGGUGGAUUUUGUCCUUUUUGACCUUUGACCUCAGCUGUAUCUCAGUGACAGCACGUGUAUAUUCAUUUGAAUUUUUUUUACCUGUUUGGUUGACAGUCACAAUUUCAAGUUUGAUGUAAUUUAUUUGUAUUCGAAUUAACAGUCUUCCUAUUUACCUCACAUUGCCCCCUACAGAAUGAGACUGAUCAUGCUCAGGUGGAGAAAGUCAAUCCUCAGUGCUGGGUGAGUCCCUCACUAAUGCUUGAAACCCAUUCAUCUCCAGUAUUUCUCCCCAUUAUUUAUCUCCAUUACUAAUUCUACAACUGCUUCAGCCCUCCUCUCUCUCUUCUAACCCCCCUUCUCUCGCAGGAACCCGUCUUUGCCUCUGUCUUUUCUAGCAGUACGCCCCAAUAUAUCAUGUGUUUCAACCAGGUAAUAGUCUGAGCCACUGCAUGGCAGGUUUAACCGCUGCUUUUUGGUUGCAGUGUUUAUGCUGUGCAAAGAUUCACAGAUCACAUGUAAAUAUUUACUAACACGUUUUUUUUUUAGACGUGAUCCAUCACAGCACAUUUCACACUGCAUCUGUUACAUGCAUUUCUCUAAAUCUUGUCCGUAUUUUGCAUUUGUGGUUUCUGGUUGUUUCUUAGUUAUUGAAUUGAAACUCAAACCUCCGGGUAUAAAGUUUGAAUAACUGCAAAAAUGUUGGAGGAAGAAGUAAAGAAGACCAGCUUUAUUACAGAAAAUUCAAGUGUCUUCUGCAAAUUCCUAAAAAGGGGAAAGGAUUGAUACAAUAAGUGUAUAGUGAACAGUACUGUAAUAAUAAUAAUCAUAAUAAUAAUAAUAACAAUAAUAAUAAAUAUAAUAAUACAAAAUAAAAACAGAAGUUUACAAAGUGCUUUGACAAAUAGUCAUAAAGCACGCAGAAAUAAAAACAAAUAAAAACAAAAAGCAGUUAGAACAGAAUUGAAGGCCAUUUUCAUGUCAUAUGGAGCCCAGACAAUACAAAAACCAUGCAACAUAAAAUGAAACCAUGAGGACCAACUUAAAACAUGAAAUAGGUAAGAAAAAGAAAAUGUAAUAAAAAGGGGGGUUGAAAGCAGGAAGCAGGAUCGUAAAUAUAAAAAGACGAUAUUAAUGAUGAUAAUAAAAUAAUAACAACAUAAUAAUGAUAAUAAUAGUAAUGAUUAAUAGACUAACAAAAAUGAGCAGGAGAUAAAACAAUUAAAGGCCUAAAAAAGAAAAGAUUUCAAUUAUAACGAAAGCUAAAAAGAUGGUAAAGCGGAGAUGAGCUGGAGGUAAAAGAGAUAAAAGAUAAAAGACGGCAUCACAAAAAAGCAAGUCUGUAAAAGUGAGUUUUUAAAUUUGACUUAAAAGAAACGACUGUUUCUGCACGCCUUAUCUCCUCUGGUAGGUCAUUCCAAAGUCGAUCAGCUCUGAUGGCGAAAGCUCUAUCACCUUUGGUUGUGAGACUUUGGAACAACCAGGAGGCCUUCACCAGAGGAUCUGAGGCUAUGAGUUGGCUCAUAAGGUAUUAAAAGCUCUGAAAUGUGCCUCGGAGCAAGUCCCUUAAAAACUUUAAAAGUAAUCAAUAAAAUCUUAAAAUCAAUUCUAAAACUGACAGGAAGCCAGUGAAGGGAGGCAAAAAUUGGAGUAAUGUGAUGCCGUCUUCUGAAACCAGUUAAAAGCCGAGCUGCUGCAUUCUGAACUAGUUGAAGGUGGGACGGUGAUUUCUUAUUUAAACCAGGGAGGAGAGAGUUACUGUCGUCCAGCCUAGAGAAAAUGGUCAGUCUUGUGGUAAUUAUGAUUUUGAUACAAAUGAUGUAUUGAACAUGCAUAUAGAAUUACCACUUUGGGCAAAGCGUACAUUAUUAUUAACUUAUUAGAGAAACCCUGAGAUUGCAUUGGUAAAGACAGGUGAGAUCAGAGUCUGUGUAUCUCCAUCUCCUCUUCAACUGAACACUCAGUUCUAUUCUCUGACAGUCUUAGUCAGCAGAACAGUCUUCAAACAAAGAUUUAACCCUGUUUGUUCCCCCUUUGAACUGGUUUUAUUUAACUUUCAUGUUGAACCUUACUUUUCUCCUCCUCAUGCAUGUCUGCUCUCAUUUUUUCAAACACUAACCCUCCAUUUUACUUCAUCAUCCAUGUCGCCCUUCUGUUCAACUCAGACAAGUCUUUCCUUCGAGGCACAGGAGGUCUCCUCUCCCACUAAGAACCCAGUCCAGCCUCUGUGGAGACAGAAGGUGACACAGGUCGGUAUUACUUUUAGAUCUUUUUGUGGUAUCUGAAUCUAGUGAAGAGCACUCCUUUAUCUCUAUAUCUGCUUCUGUGCAGGCUAAGGGAGCUGAGGAUGAUCAUCACAUGGUAAAGACCAAAGAAACAACCCCUCAGCUCGAGAAGGAAGAGAAAAAGACUGGACAGUUUAUCAACAUCGACUCCACGGUCACUGCUACAAGCACAGAUGAGGGUCAGAGCAGCUACUUUUCCAUUUAUAAAAAUGUCUGAAAACACUUAUGCUCCUCUCUGAACUGUGGGUGUUUUUGCUUAACAGAAAUCUCGACACAGUCUCCUCUGCAGUUUGAAGGUAAUGAUAGUUAGAUUCUCACUGAUAUGAGGCGUUUAAAUCUGCAGAAUUUUACAUUUACUACAACUGUUUUGUCUCUUUAGCAGCUCCAUCUCCAACCUCAGUAUCUCCAUCUGAAGUGAAGGAGGAGACAGUCGUGGACGAAUCAAAUGCUUUUGAUGGUUUUUACAGAGAUCAGUCGCCUCCGUCUGCCUGUGCACCUCCGCCAUGUGGGGAGGUCGCCACGUCGGAGGGCGAGCAGAACCUGGACAUCCUCUGUCAGACCAGCACACCUAUGUGAGCCUUCUGUUAGCCCAGGUUUUAGCCUCAGCAGUCUGUGCUAUCAUUGUGACUUCCCUCUGAUUAGGAGCUUAUAUUUUGGUUUGAUUUUGCUCAGAUGUUUGGUAAAAAUAAACCUGUCAGUGGCUGUAACAAGAUUAAACAAAAAAGUUUCAUUUUUAGCGCAGAACUUCUUUAAUCAUUAACUUCAUGAACACUCAUCACUGUCUGUCUGUCUGUCUGUCUGUAUUUGUGUUUUCAGGCUGACCUCAGCUGUAGCAGAGCACCGGCGGUCUGUACGUCCAUCACGUCGGACCCAGGGCUCCAGAAACCCUCUGAGGGCUCUGGCAGCCCGAGAGGACGUCAGGCAGGACUACAUGGGGGAGAGAGCCAACACAGCAUCUGAGGAGAGGAUGCAAGCAGAGAACAGUCAGUGGGAAUAUUUUGAAGACGUCUGUUUCCUCUUUUUUUUACUCUUUUGUCUGUUCAAUCUCCUCAGCGUCUGUUUUCCCUCUGCACAGAGUCAAAGAACUCCGAUUCACACCGCUCAGAAGACUUCACCUCUUCCUCGAAUGCUGAGAUAACUAAAUCUCACCCUCCUUUCAGCAGCCUGAUGCUCAUUCACAUUAAAGGUCAGAAAAGGUUUGGUUUAUUUAAAGGUACAGUGUGUAGAAUUAAGCGGCGCAUAGCAGAACAAACUUGGUGAUAAUGGAAUAUAAUAUUUAUAGGAAGCUGUAAAUCAGUUUAUUAUUGCUUAUCUAUAAAAAUCACUUUGUUUUUGAUCAUGGACAAAGACUCUGUUGCUGUACAUCAACAUAGGAGUGGGUCUCUUCCAUGGAGGUUGCCAUCUUGCACCAGCAUGUUUAUCUAGCAUUUCUGUAUUUAGUUAGUGGCUUUAUGAAAUUCAUGGGUUAAAGGACCAAGACAAAUAGAGGAUCAUGCUUAUCAUCAUCACAUGAGCUUCUUGUAAAGGUCACCAUUUCCCAGAUGGGAGGGGAGAUCAUGGGGGUUUCAAUCUUAAAUUUGACCACUAGUUAUCGCCAAACAAUUCCCCUUCUACACACUGUACUUUCACUGAUAUCUUGACACUCAGGUUUUAUAUCAGAUGCUGUCUGCGUGGACAGGUAGGCGGCAUGUCCAGGUGCGUCUGGUGGAGCCCUCUGUGCGCUCUCUAAACAGCGGAGACUGCUUCCUGUUGGUCACUCCAGAGCAUUGCAUCCUGUGGAGCGGCGAGUUUGCCAAUGAGCAAGAGAAAGCCAAGGUACGACAGAGAACUUUGACGUUUCAUAUUUUCAUAUUGCAAGACGGAAAGGUGUUGGUAUUAAACAAGAAGUUCUUGUAAUGUGAAAGGAACACAUGAUAUUAUGAUACAUAUGUAAAUCAUUAGUGUAGGAGAAGGGGUGGGACUAGAUACGUUUUGACUUCUUCCCACUCCUUUUUGAACAUGGAUAACUUUUGAUCAUUUGUUGUUGUAUUCUUUACUUUAUUAUUAUAUUUUAUUUUUUAUACAUUCAGAAUUUACUUCAAUCAAUCAUGAUGGAGUAUAUUUAAAAAAAAAAUAUAUACUUUUUUUUUUCUUCUAAAAAAACACCAAAAACCAUGAAACAUCACCUCAUGACAACAGUUAAUCUCUCUAAAUGCUACAAAUAGAAUGAGAGUGAACCAGUUGAUGUACCUUAAAGAUGUGAUUUUAUGUCACUUAACUGAUGAAAAUUAUGUGAUACCUUAAGUAGUAUUUUAAGCUCCUCUCAGGUGCAGUAGAUUACAUAAACACUUUUUCUGCAGCUCAUAGGGUAAAGAUGCUUGGUGAAGUUACAGCAUCCAUGUGUGCUUUUUAUGCAACAAGAAGUUACACAGGAAUUGCACUGAUAACUGUAAACUAUGGUGGACGAAAAGAGACAAAAUGAAAUUUAAUAAUACAUCUUUAAAUAAACACUUAAAUAUGUCAUUAAUUAAUUAAUUACAUGAUGUGCCAGGUAACCAAUCAGGUGUUAUGAUCCGCCCACUGACUUUGAUGGGUGAGUUUGAUAGAUUAAAAAAAAAAUAAGGAAGCAAUGCAACACAGGUUCAUGAAAUAAUUAAUUAAAUAGUGAAAUAAUUGUAUAUGUUUUUACGCUAAAUGAAAUAGUAUUUGAAUAAAUUAAUGACACAUUUAAUGACACAUUUAUUUAUUUAAUUCCCAUCUUAAUUAGUUGAUGAAAUAUCAAAGUAUUUAUUUAAAGAUGUAUUUAUAUAUUUCUCUGUCUCUUUUUGUCCUCUAUAGUAAACAGGUCUUUGUUAGCUAGAUUGAUAAGUGUGCUGUGGUCACUAAAUAGGCAAUAAUAGUGUGGUCACAGAAUAAGAAAAUAUGCAGUAGUAAUUUAUGACCCAUAGAAAUAAAAAUGGCUCUAGUUUUAAAAUAAGCAGCUGUUAAAAAAACCCUGUGAAGUUAGUGCAGAAAAAAUCGAAACAAAAGGAAGCAGAGAAACAUCAGAACAGGAGGGGGGUGUAUCAUGUCUAAAAGCUCAUCAGUUUCAAGUUUAUUUGAGUAAGUUGGCUCAACAGAGUUCCAAGUGAAGAAAUCAGAUACUAUGACGCUGAUUUUUCACCUGUCUGUAUUAACUCAGGCUUUAGGCUCAGUCAGAAUCACAUGAAAGGGAGUGUUAAGCUUGUUAUUUGAUGCUUCUAUAUUAGUUGUCUACUUCAGUCAGACUGACGAAAAGAAAAGAGGAUUUUAUGAAAGUACAAUGAAGGAAAGUAAUUAAUCCUUUAGGAAAUAUUGUGUAACUCCAUAAAUGAAUAUAUUGAUUUUAUUAUAUGAUACUCCUCAUAUGCAAUCAUUUAUCUCUAAUAGGACACAGUACAUCUCCUAAACUUUAACAAUAUUAUACUUGAUUUCAGCGGUGUAGGCAGUAGUGUAGGCAGUUCUAUUGUCUGUGUUUUUAACAGAAAACAAUAUGUUUUUAGAGGAUUAUGAAACCAAGCGUAAAAACUUAAUCUAAUGUGAUCAUAGAUGCUGUGUUUUAAUCAUUUACUGUGUGGAUGAGCUGCUGAAACUUAAAGAACCAAUUCUACCACAUGCAAACAAGGAAAAAAAUCUAGAGGAGACACAAAGACAGACUCCCAUGAUGCAAUUCUUACAGUGGAGCCCCUCAAACUUCAUCAGACAAUGAUCUGCAUUGCAUAAGGAAGACAUCAGCAGGUGUUACUAAAUAUUAUGAUGGCACUUUAUGUCAAAUUUCAAGCCAUAACUCUGAACAUAAUCCGCCCUGACCAGGUUAUGAGUUUAAAGUAAGUUACCAUGGUGAUUUAGCUAGGUUGGGAGAGAGCCAGCUUCAUUACACAGAAAACUCUGGGUUUAGGCACCACAGACCCAGUUUACCCUCUGAUCUUGCUUCUUGUUAGACACUUCUGCAGAUAUUAGAAACAGCAGCAAACAUAGUCAGAGAGAUAUAAUACAGUUACUUCAUGCCUUCACAUUUACCAUUUGAUGUAAUCAAACUUAGUCACCUCAUUUGUAUUUCCAAUAAGUGAAAAACUGUGAUUUAUCUGUUCCACACUUAGAAUUUGUGGAGGAUACCUUGAGGAAACCUGGAGGUUGACCACACACUGUACACACUUCAUUUACUACCGAUGACUCAAUGAUCCACCUAAGUUGCUUAAUGUUAUUUUCAUCUCCUAUUUAAUUAAAAAAACUUUUAUUGAUAACAAAAGCCAGCAGGAUUGCUGUAGCAUAGUUGUUAGGAAUCUUAAUAUCUUUUUAAUGAUACUGUUUCUUUUUUUGUAAAAUCCAACUCUAAAUGUUUUUUUUGUCUUGUUUUUUCACUCCAGGCCUCUGCGCUGGCGUCAUUCAUCCAAAGUCAGGGAGAUCUUGGCUGUCAGGCUCCUCAGAUUGUUCAUCUGGAGGAGGGCCUGAACUGUGACAGCAGCCUGGCUGCAGACUUUUGGAGUCUUCUAGGAGGACGAACACAGUACCGAGGUUUGAAGACUACCUGUUUUUGGCAUACAUUGGUUAUUAACUGAUACUUUUGAUGAUAUUCAGACUGACUGAACAGCAGUUUUCUCCUUCUCUCUGCAGGAGCCAGUGCAGAGGAAGAGGAUGAGCUGUUUGAGCGAGGCAUCUCAGAGUCAAACUGUGUGUACAGACUGGUGGAGAACAGACUGGUGCCUCAUGAACAAGCCUGGGCCUCCAUCCCCAGCAUGUCCCUGCUGGGCUCCGAUGAGGUCUGAUGAUUGUUCUGGAUUGUUUAUAUAGUGGAUUAUUUGUAACCAGCUGUUUCAGGUUAGUUUUAAUAAGUGAUUAUUUAUCUGUUCAGGCCCUGGUGUUUGAUUUCGGCAGCGAGGUGUACCUGUGGACUGGGCAGGAAAUUUCUCUCAGCAGGAGGAACGUUGCUCUCCAGCUGACUCACCAAGUGUGGGUUGGAGCUUACGACUACAACAACUGUCGAGUCAACCCACUGGAUCCCACACAGAGUAACCCUGGCAUACCACUGUGAGUUCACACAGAAGAGUAAAGCUUUUAGUCCAUACUUCACAAAGAAAAAUAACAGCACAUCAGUAUUACAGCUCAUUAUAGAAACAGUAAAAUACAAACACAACAUUAAAAAGUAAAGGUUUAUCCCCCACUGAACACAUCAAAAACAAAGAAAGCAGCAUUAAAUUGACCAAGCACGAAUUAUUAUACAAAACUGCAGGCGGUCUUUAUUGUACAUUAAAAAAAAAGACAUUGCAAAAGGCUUGCAAAUAACCUGGCAGACAGCAAUGUGCCCACAAGAUAUUCUGAACAAUCCAGGCACUGCAGGCUGACGGGCUGCAGCUGGUGAAGGACAGCUGUGUGAACUUUGAGAUAGCUGGAUGCUCACCCAGUUUUUUCAAAGCACACAAUCUAAUCAUAGAGUAAACCUGACUGUCUGCAGUGUGCCUGUUGUUCAUUCUCAAAACCCACUUUGAUGGGAAGUUCUCUGUCAAGAGUGUGAAUCUUCAGGAAUCUCCAGGAAUUUGCAUCCACGUAGGAGGUCCACCUCUCGAAUGUACGAAAGAGGAUUAGGGCCAAAUGAAGAGAAAAAAAUUAUUACAGGGAAGAGUUUAAAGUCGAAAUUUUAGAUUAUUGUUGGAAUUUCAAGAUUUAGAAAAUCGAAAUUAUGUCAAUAAAGUCGAAACCUCGAGAUUAAAAAUUGAAAUUUUGAGAUCAAAGUGAAAUUUUGAGAUAACAAAAUGUUGAAAUGUUGUGAAUAAUGUCAACAUUUUGAGAUUAAAAAAAGUCGAUAUGAAUCAAGUCAAAAUUUUGUGAAUCAAAAUCGACGCAAAUAAAGACCAAAUUUCAUAAAUGAAGUCGUAAUGUUGAGAUUAAUGAUAAUAAAUCAACAGCAUAGUCGCUCGUCGCUUGACAACAUGUCCUCUGUAGAAGAGUUUGUAAAGCUGUACUUUAGAAUUGGAUUCAGUAACAAGGAAAUCCUUGCUCUUUUUGAACACAAACACAGUGUGGUCAUAAAUAUUUGGACUCUGAAAAGACUGUGCCGAAGAUUAUUAAUCUACAGAAGAAAAAAAACGACAAACUUGGAGGACUUUAAUCUUGAAAUUUUGAUUCUUUUCAUUUCGCCUUUUUUAGAAUUUUGGCUCCUGUAAUUUUUUUUUUCUCUUGUGGCCCUAAUCCUCUUUCGUACUAAUGUUCUUUAAGGGUCCAGCUCAUAGUUGAGCAGUAUAAUUUAUCACAGAGAUUUUGGAUUGUGCAGACAAACUUAAGUUUAUAUACAGAAGGACUUAAUUACUUGGACUUCAGCACUGAGGCACCAUUACAGUCCAAUAGGGAGCAUUGUUACAGAGACUGUUUUGUUAAGUUGGAGAAAUGUUAUUGUCUCAGAUCUCUUUUUUUAAAUUAAGCAAUAAGAUUUGGCCUCUGCUUGAACUUCUGAUUAGAUUAUUAAAAACUCAACAAACAUCCCUUUAUGCUUCAUUUGCAAUAACUCAUAAAAUGUGCCAUUAUAAUGCAAUCAUUGUGAGUUAACUAUAGAUGAUCAUAUUUACUAAAUUACACCACAUUGGUUCUCUGUAAAACCAAUGAUUGUGCCAAUGAGGGGGGUAACUUUCAUCAGUUGUACUCUUAUUUUCCCUCAUUUUUUACCUAUCCUCAGGAGCGGUGAGGGGCGUCCUAGCUGGGCGCUGUUUGGCUGUGUCACAGAGCACAAUGAGACUGCUCUGUUCAGGGAAAAGUUCCUUGACUGGACGUUGAAGAGCACAGACAGGGAAGAGGCUGCUUCUGUGAACAAGGAGAUGCAGGUAAAUGUCACAGAUCAACCGCUUAUACUUCUGCUAAAGCUUUUAAAAUACUACUAGGUAAAAACUAGUUAAAUCAUCACAACAAUUAUCACUUCACAGCCUGUUUCAGGUCCAUCUCCUCCAGACGUCCUGAACACCUGUGAUGCCAAGGCUCUUGUGAUGGGUGAGUCGAUAAAAGGAGAUGGUUUGGUCCAUCACGUGUUGGCUGGGGUUGAUGUCCAGAGGGGGCACGGGGUCAUCAAACUGGAGGAAGGAGGUCAGAUGGAGCUGAGGACGGUUUCCGUGGACACCUGGCAUGUGCAGGAGUUUGAUGACAGUGAAACAUCGCUGGAGAGCACAGGACAGCUUCAUGAAGGAGACUCCUACGUCAUCCGCUGGAUGUACAGCAUCAAUACUGCCGGUCAGUGUUGUUGACAGGAGCAUCAAGCCUUAAAUGAUGUUAAACAACUGUUCCAUGACCCAUGUUUUCUCUGCCUCAGAUAAGGUGAACAUGUCUGAUGACUGCAGCACUGACCACAAAGAAAACACCGCCCUGUUCCUGUGGAGGGGCCGCCACUCAAAUGUCAGUGGGCGGGACACGGCUGCUUUUCUUUCUAUUGGGAUUAACAACCAGGAAGAGUCCCAGGUACAAGUUUAACAACUGAUCAUUAACCAGCACAACUUUUGAUGUUAUUGUUGUUUUCAGCCUUUGUUUGUUGUGUUAUCAGGUGGUGGUACCUCAGGGUCAAGAGCCCCCUUGUUUCCUGCAGCUCUUCCGGGGCAGCCUGGUCAUUCACAAAGGCAAGAGAGAGGAGGCGUCCGCUAAAACAGGUGAAGGGGAUUUGUUGUCUUUUUUUCUGCGUUUCUAUUUUUUUUUUUAAAUUAAUUGUGACAUUUAUUCCUCUCUGUCUCUUAAAGCAAAGUGGCGUCUGUUCUGUGUGCGAGGAGAGCUCCCAGAGGAGGGCUCUCUUCUCGAAGUGGACUGCUGCUGUGCAGGUCUGAGGUCCAGAGGCUCUGUAGUGCUGCUCAACAGCCAGCAGGAGGUGCUGUACCUCUGGACUGGCUGUAAAGCUCAUGUCAGCACCAGAGAGAUUGGCAAGCUCACAGUGGAGCGUCUCACUCAAAUGUAAGCUACUUACAUGGGUGGGCUUUUUGAGAAUCAUGCUUAUUAUUGGUAAAGGUGUUUUAAUUUUUCCAGUGUUUAAGUUUUCUGUUUCUUUUUUUUUUAGGUGUCCUACAGAGUUGGGACUGAACAAAAGCAGCCCAGUGAAGGUGCAGAUGGUAGAGGAAGGUUCAGAGCCUGCAGACUUCUGGACAGCACUUGGACAGAUGGACAGAAAGGCAUAUGACUGCAUGCUCCAGGGUAACACACAGCUCUGACUUUUGUUCUCUCUGUGCAGGACUUUUUCUAAAGUCAUAUGAAACAGGCAGGGUGUCCGCUUUUGUUCCAGAUCCAGGAAAGUAUAACUUUACACCUCGCCUCUUUCACCUGAGCGCCACUUCAGGGAGUUUUCUGGCCCAGGAGCUGCAGAGUCCAACACGGCUGCCUGGGCUGGUGAUGGCGAUGCCCUUCACACAGGAGAGCCUGUACUCUGUACCACAACCAGGUGAGGGAUCCAGUCAUAACACAGGAAACAAAAGCUCCUUUACUCUCCAUCAUAUUUUUACUAACAAAGAUUUUUUAAAACCAAGAUUAAGAAAAGUUAAGAAAACAAAUUUUUGUUCUGGUCCUAAAGGCUAAAUGACAUCACAAGAGUCACGUAGAAGACAUGAGUCAUAUUUUGGUAUUUUAUUUCCAGUAUUUUCAAAGCUGGAAACUUAGGGUGCAUGAGGAUUUAUUGUUGAGCCUGAACCUGCAUUAUUCAUCUUCAAACCAGCAGUUUGACUCAAAACUGAAACACAAGGCCUCCCUUACGGAAAUUUUUCCACCAUUUGUCUUUCUUGUCUGUCUGCUAGCCUUGUUCUUGCUGGACAACCGUCUGGAGGUCUACCUGUGGCAGAGGGGUCAGCCUGAGCAGACAGAGAGCUCCGCCUCAGCCUGGAGCUGCUGGCACAAUGAGAGACGGUGGGCCAUGCAGACAGCCCUGCAGUACUCCAAAGGUCAGAGUGAGGAAAGUUUGGUGGAAAAGGGUCAGCAGCUACACAGUUAGUUGUUUAUUGGUGACUUUUUGUCUCCUGUUAUCACAGAGAUGAACCCGAGACGCCCACCACAGGCCUACCUCAUCUUUGAGGGGUCAGAACCUCUUACCUUCACUAAUGUGUUCCCCUGCUGGGAGAGGAGCAUGGGAGCCCACACGCAGGUACGAACACAACCAGUCUGGGGACCAGCUUCUCAUUUAAAGACAAGGUUAAAUAAAUCGUGUGGAGGUGAUAUGUUAGUCCUUUUAUUAUUUUAUAACAAAAAUAGGUCAAAUUCAAACUUCUACAUUUUAUAUUGCAGUCUAUUUUUCCUUGUUUUGGGGUUUGGUUGCAACUGCUCUUAUAUUUUGGCACUUUUUCUAGUGGCCUAGAGCAUUUUAAAAGGAAUUAUCCUGUACUAUGAGUUUUUCUAAAGUUAUACCCCUUUACAAAGUGGAAAGCAGUCAUUUUCUGCUCUAAAACUUCCAUUAUUCCUUUGCAAUCAAAUAUCAAAAGAAUAUCAAAGGGCAAACACAAAAAAUGCAAAAAUGAUGGGACACUUGCUUGGUUCAAAGCAUCUGGUAAUCAUCCUGUCCCUGUUUGUCUGUGGGAGUGAAUUUCAAUUUCAGAGUCACAAAAAACUCACUUAUGUUGUUUAAAAGAGCAUUUUCUCUCCAGGACACUGCGAGCUGAUCCGGAUCUUUAUUUUUAAAUAUAAUCCAGAUGUACAGACGCAGGAGUAUUUCUCUAUUGUUCUGUCAUUCAGCACUCUUCAGCAGUUGCUCUGUAUUGUAUUAAUUUGGAUUUAAUGAAGACUUUAUUCAGUCUAUAGCCACAUGUGAACCAUUCAUAAAUACUAAGUUGCUUUUGCUGGCAGUUAUAUCUAUAUUUCUGGGUGUGUUUGAUUUAUGUUUCAGGGUGACACAGGGCCGGUGAAGCUGACCUUGGUGCAGGACGCCCUGGCCCAGCUCAUGAAGACCCAGUACCCCCUGGAGGAGCUGCUGCGGAGCCCCUUACCUGAAGGAGUGGACCCCCAGCACCUCGAGGUCUACCUGUCUGAUCAGGAUUUCCAGGUAACCAGAUAGAGCAGAGUGCAGUGUGCAUCAUGUUUUACUGGAUAGGAAAAAAUCAUGUUUAUUAUCAGAUAUAAAAUCCUGAGAUAGGGUUCAGUCAAACAUAGAACUCAUAUUGCUUUUUACAUUUGCGCUCUCUAAAGUAAAUCUCUACAAUUACAUUUCAGACUAUUUUGGAAAUGAAGAGAGAUGAAUACGCCUCCCUGCCGAGCUGGAGGCAAAUUGAUCUGAAGAAAAGCAAAGGGCUGCUUUGUUAGACAAGAGUGACGCUCCUGCAGCAGGGGCUUACUCCUCCCCCUCCACCAAGAAGGGAAGAUGGCAGGGGGGUAUUAGCACCAUGUUGCUGCACAAAGGACUGCUCACGUCAUGCAUACAAGAAAAGAAUUCACUUUUUAUUUAUGUCAAAUUAGUGUGUGAACUUUUUAUCAGACGUGGAUUUCUCCGUAGCUAUUGUUCAGAGCAAAAACAAAAUACAUUUUCCUAUGAAACUUCAUUUUAUCUGUACAAAUCAAUGAGAAAAACAAAGAGAAAGAAGAGUGGGAGUGAGGGGAGGACAUCAGUAGCAAACUGUGGGGAAAGGAUGAGAAAACAAAGGAGUGCUUGCAAAUAAAAAGAUCGAUGCUAUAAUAAACAAUGUAAACAAAAAAAUAAUAAAAGGCUAACCACUUUCUAAAUGUUUCCUCUUU